CCUGUCUGCAUCCAUCGCAGCGAGGAGGCUCGUGUGGUGUGGGGCGGGCCAGGAGCAAGGAGAGGCCUUCCUCCCUUUGUGCUCCCCCCACCCAGCCCUAUAAAUAGGCCCAGCCCAGGCUGUGGCUCAGCUCUUGGAGGGAGUUGAGCACCAGGCAUCCAGCGGUUAAGUCGAGGCCCCUGCCAGCAUGGCCAGUGAAAUCAAGAAGAAGCUCUUCUGGAGGGCUGUGGUGGCUGAGUUCCUGGCCAUGACCCUCUUCGUCUUCAUCAGCAUCGGUUCUGCCCUAGGCUUCAAUUACCCACUGGAGAGAAACCAGACGGUGGUCCAGGACAACGUGAAGGUGUCGCUGGCCUUUGGUUUGAGCAUCGCUACUCUGGCCCAAAGUGUGGGUCACAUCAGCGGUGCUCACCUCAACCCUGCGGUCACACUGGGGCUCCUGCUCAGCUGUCAGAUCAGCAUCCUCCGGGCUGUCAUGUAUAUCAUCGCCCAGUGUGUGGGAGCCAUCGUCGCCACGGCCAUUCUCUCGGGCAUCACCUCCUCCCUAGUCGACAAUUCACUUGGCCGCAAUGACCUGGCUCAAGGUGUGAACUCCGGCCAGGGCCUGGGCAUUGAGAUCAUUGGCACUUUGCAGCUGGUACUGUGCGUUCUGGCCACCACUGACCGGAGGCGCCGAGACUUAGGUGGCUCAGCCCCGCUUGCCAUUGGCUUGUCUGUGGCCCUUGGACACCUGCUGGCGAUUGACUACACUGGCUGUGGUAUCAACCCUGCCCGGUCAUUUGGCUCUGCUGUGCUCACCCGCAACUUCUCAAACCACUGGAUUUUCUGGGUGGGGCCAUUCAUUGGGGGUGCCCUGGCAGUGCUCAUCUAUGACUUCAUCCUGGCCCCACGCAGCAGCGACUUCACAGACCGCAUGAAGGUGUGGACCAGUGGCCAGGUGGAGGAGUAUGACCUGGAUGCUGACGACAUCAACUCCAGGGUGGAGAUGAAGCCCAAAUAGAGGAGGCUUGGCCUGGGCAUCUAUAUGGGGGUGGGGCAGGGAUGGGCGGAGGGAGGGGAGGGCCAAAAUCAUAUUGUAGACACUCUGACAAGCUGACCAAAGUCACUCCCCAAGACCUGCCUGACCCACAUGGUCUAGCCUUGUCUGGGGCAGUAAUAUCACUGUCUUUCUUUCUAUUUCCUGGUCUCAGAGCUUCCUGGGGACCAAGAUUUAUCAACUCAGCACCCCACUCCUUUGACAUCACGGAGGAGUGAAAGUGAGGGACCCACCUGCUAGUUGUCCCCUCAGAGUGUGCUAGGAAGUCCCCCUCAUUCCAAAGCUGCCCAGCAAGUCCCCCACCUUAGGUGCCUGGGAUUCUGCCAAUGUCGCUUUGUGCCUUUGACCGCAGCCUUCCUUGGAGUAGGCACCUUAUCCCCAAAGGAACUUUGAGGGAGAAGAGGUCCCCUAACUUUCCCCAUUGGUCUGACUUACCUCCAGGACCCUUCCCCUUGAACUCACUCUAAGACCUUGGAAUUGUCCCUGUGCUGAGGCCUCAGUGAUCACAUCUGUAAAGUGGCAAGGAAGGGACAGCUUUGGGGAUUCUGUAAGUGUGGACAUGCCACAGGUUCUAGAAGGGACAGUCUCAACAGCACUGCUUUGUGUACCUGGCCUGAGCUCUUUCCCAGCAUCCACAGCCCACGAGCACACGUGGAUGGGCCACGGAGCAGAGAAUCAGUGUGGGAUGCAAGACGUGCCUGUUCACACACAGAGCCUUCCUGGAGGCGGGUUAGCUGUAGCAGAACGAAGGUCAUUUUGUGGUGGAAGAAGAGCUCACACUAUCUUACCUAGCUCUAGUGGGUCUGCCCGUGUAACAUGGCACCGACUGGAUGUUUAUUUCAGUCCUCCAGUUUCCCUUGCAGUAUAGAUCUGGUGUGUGUGUGUGUGUGUGUUUGUUAAAGAGCAUUGGGCUAUGUGCAGUGUCAUGUCUGAGGAGAGAAGCAGCUAGCUAUGCAACAGACCCUGAACAGAUGCCCAUGCUGGGCACACAGGGGGUUGGAUGCCCUUAGUUCAUCAUGAGCAAGGAGGUCACUCUGGCCCUGGCUUGUGAGCUCCUGGCUGAAUGAGUGUGACCGGAGCCUGGACAAUCUGCAGAGGCUCACUCUGUGCCUCCAGGCACAGUCUUCUCUCUGCAUUGGCCCAAUGCUACAGCUUGUGCUGCAGCCCAAGGACAGCUCAGAGUGCAGUCAGCUCAGGGGUUGCAUUUAGCUCUAGGUCAUUCCAUUGGAUCCCAUCAAUCCAGAGCGGCUCUACCACUGUGCCCUUAACCACGUUGUGAACCGAGAGCCACAUCCUUCAGGUGCUUAGAAGCAGCAGAAGAGUCAGGAGGCCACUGACCACUGGCAUAUCACAGCUGCACACUCGUCUCCGUUCCCUAGCAGGCACUGUACCCACUUAACAGAUAAGGGCACUGAGGACCCAUAUGCUCAACUGUAUCAUAUUGGAUCAAGCUUAGCAGUCAAGGCCAUGUUUGGCCACCCCAUGGUCAAUGACGUGGACUCCUCUCACCUCCAGCUUCUCAGUUUCUGCCUGGGCAAUGGCUAAGGGCCAGGGGUGAGGGUAGGGGUGAGGGUGGGGGUGGAGGUGGUGAGAGCUGUGCUGGAGGGGGGCAGGGCAGGCCCAUCCCACCUGGUUCUGGCCAUUGUGAACCAGGACACUGUAUCUGUCUGCUCUGUGUAUGUUUCUUUGCAAAUGAAUUUCAUCUUAUGGUAAGAAAAAUAAAGGACAAUGACUUGUAAGGUCC
Messenger RNA from Mus caroli (Ryukyu mouse), 2777 nucleotides. It is a transcript of the gene Aqp1, whose product is annotated as aquaporin 1 (Colton blood group). Lineage: Eukaryota; Metazoa; Chordata; Mammalia; Rodentia; Muridae. Gene Ontology annotation, cellular component: membrane. Gene Ontology annotation, molecular function: ammonium channel activity; glycerol transmembrane transporter activity; carbon dioxide transmembrane transporter activity. Gene Ontology annotation, biological process: hyperosmotic response; renal water transport; carbon dioxide transmembrane transport. The record is from RefSeq and is a predicted model, not a curated record.